This is a messenger RNA of Prosopis cineraria, 918 nucleotides long. RefSeq names its product pentatricopeptide repeat-containing protein At2g21090-like. Gene Ontology annotation, biological process: RNA modification. The record is from RefSeq and is a predicted model, not a curated record. The transcript is spliced from 5 exons. Gene Ontology annotation, molecular function: protein binding; RNA binding. NCBI's taxonomy places the organism in Eukaryota, Viridiplantae, Streptophyta, Magnoliopsida, Fabales, Fabaceae. Bases 1 to 918 code for a protein of 305 amino acids.
AUGGAGGAGUUGUAUAAGGGUGAUAAUGUGGUGUUGACAUUGGACGAAGUCCAAAGAAAGAAUAGUGCGAGGCCGAAAAAGAGUGAAGAGGGCGUGCGGCACUUUCGUUUCAUCCUCCGCUCACCAGCUACUGCUCUGCCUCCGGGGGACUUUCACCUUGCAGCCCCCAUUGAUUUCCGUCGAUUCAGUCUCAAAUUGAUGCAAUUUGCUCGUUGUGUUCAAAGCAUCGUGAAUUCUUGUCAAACUUUGUUCCGUUCAAAUCAACUUCUAAAGGAGCUCUCAAAAUCUGGCCAGAUUGAUGAAGCUCGGAAAGUGUUUGAUAGUAUGCCCAAACGGGAUGAGUAUACUUGGAAUACUAUGAUGGCUGCUUAUUUUAAUUCAGGAAAGCUAGUUGAAGCAAGAAAGGUUUUUGAUGAUAUUCCAUGUAAAAGUUCUAUCACUUGGUCAUGUCUUAUUUCUGGGUAUUGUCAAUAUGGCUGUGGAUAUGAAGUUUUUGAUUUGUUUCAACAAAUGAGGUUGGAGGGUCAAAAGCCCAGCCAAUACUCUUUAGCAAGCAUGCUAAGGGUAUGUUCAAUGUUAGGGCUGAUCCAAAGUGGGGAAUUGAUCCAUGGGUAUGUGUUGAAGUCUGGAUUUGAAUCUAAUGUAUAUGUUUUGACUAACCUUGUUGAUGUGUAUGCUAAGUGCAAGCGCAUGUCAGAAGCUGAAUAUCUCUUCAAGUUCUUUUCUAACAGUAGAGAAAAUAAUGUUCUUUGGACAUCUAUGCUUACUGGUUAUGCUCAGAGUGGGGAUGGUCACAAGGCAAUUGAGUUUUUCCAUGAUAUGCACAAAGAAGCGGUUGAAUUGAAUCAUUUUACAUUUCCAAGCAUAUUGACAGCAUGUUCUUCUGUUUCAUCUCAAUGUUUUGGGGAACUGUGCUAA